AUGACCUACAUGUGGACCAUCCGAGCUCGAUCUACGGUUCGCUUCCUGGUGCCAGAUGAGAAGCGAUGCUUCUACGUGGCGACUCAUCUGGCCUGCUUAUGGAGCGGGCUUUACUUCGCAGGUCGUGCCGUUGACCUGGCGAUGGGGAUGAAGCAGUGGGAGGAAGGAAGACAAGUCGACAUAGCCAUUGCAGCUGCUGCGGGGAUGGCAGCAUCAACGCUGAUUCCACUUCUAGGUGUUCUGGUAGUCGGUCGCGAGCGUUUAUUCAAAGCGCUGGGCGACAAGUUCGAGCACAGCCGCAGUCGUCAGCUGCAAAGUGGGGCCUUCAUGGCCAUGCUUUUGGACUCCUACUUUGUGCAGAGAGGCCAGCAGUGGUGGCUCCACAAGAGUUUUUUCGGCAACCCGGAGCCGGAAGGAACUGGACCGGAGAGGAACAAGCCGCGCCAGUUUUACUCCAGAUCCUUUGACUCUGCAGUGUCAAUGUCUGCCGAGUCGCUAGCAACGCCGCCCUCGAUGCUACCAGAGAUUGACACAUCGGCCAGAUACGACUUCACGAAGGGCAUUGUCACCCAGGUGGCAGUUGACGGAAGCGUCUUCUGGGUGAAGCCGGAAAACUGCCACGAUGCUGUGAGAGUGGAUCAGAAGCAGCAGGUGAUCCCCUGGCCAGAGCUGCUUGAGCUGGGCAGGAAGAAUUUGCGCUGCAUUGAAUGGAAGGCGCAAUAUGCCGAGCUUUGGAGUGAGAAUGCUGGGCCCGGUUUCCAGCUUUCGCGGCCAGCAGCCCGUGGCGAGACUAUUGACUUCUUUGUAUCGCACUCGUGGGGCGACGAUGGCAACCGAAAAUUCCGAGCUCUACAUUACUUGGCAGAGGAGUUCUUGGUCAAGCAUGGGCGAUACCCGACAUUUUGGGUGGAUAAGUUCUGCAUUGAUCAGAGUAGUGUUGCGGACGGGCUUCGUGUGCUACCAGUCAAUGUCAUGGCCUGCAGCAAAGUCGUGGUCCUCUGCGGACGCACGUAUCCCACACGUUUAUGGUGUGCCUGGGAGCUCUGUGUUCUACUGUCCUUCAUGUCUCUGCAAACUGCGCUCACUCGGCUGGUGGUGCUUCCGUUCAGCUUGACGGCCCUGCAAAAGCUUGCCCGCUUCGACUUGUCAAUCUCGCGGUGCUACGAUCCCAACGAGGAGUUGAGACUUCGCCGAGUGAUUGCAGCCAUUGGCAGGCUUAGCUUCGAGAACAAGAUCCAGGCGCUGGGCCAGCUGAUCUUGGAUCGAGAGACGAAUGUGGAGCAGGGACUCUUCAAUCAGCAGCGAAGUGCGAGCUGGAGUGAGCCUGAUAUGCCUGAGCCGGAUGAUUUUCGGGAUGACCGUAGCCACGUACAGUCAGAGCUCGAGGUGGUUGUUGAAGCCUCAGAAGGCGAUGGCUCCGGGAGUGUCCGCGAUUCGCCAGCGGAGACUGCUUUCCGGAUGCAAUACUUGAACACCACCGACUACCAAAAGCAGUUUGAGGCCCCACUGGAGGAGGUCGUUUUCUGA
Molecule: messenger RNA, 1527 nt
Organism: Symbiodinium pilosum
Lineage: Eukaryota; Dinophyceae; Suessiales; Symbiodiniaceae
Source: the annotation of a GenBank genome assembly